Nannospalax galili (Upper Galilee mountains blind mole rat) is the source of this 1612-nucleotide messenger RNA. Its product is annotated as igE-binding protein-like. Gene Ontology annotation, molecular function: nucleic acid binding; zinc ion binding. The record is from RefSeq and is a predicted model, not a curated record. The transcript has a single exon. Gene Ontology annotation, biological process: viral process. Bases 377 to 1477 code for a protein of 366 amino acids. NCBI's taxonomy places the organism in Eukaryota, Metazoa, Chordata, Mammalia, Rodentia, Spalacidae.
UCUUGAGGAAGUCCAGGAUAGCAUGUCAGAAACUGAACGCAGUGAGAGGUUAGGUGCACGAAAAAAGAAACGGGCCCCAAAUAAGGAAAAUGGCCCUCCCUGAAGGUCUGUUGACAAGGGAGCGUAUUUUAAAGAGCCUAGAGAUUCUUUGCCUGUCGAGAGGCCGGACAAAGGGACUAGUAUAUACCCCGUCCGAGAACUAAAGGCUCUGCAAUUAAGUAGUUCAGGAAGCCCUGGGAGCUCUGAGGACGAGAGCCUUGACCCGGAGGAGGAGGCGGAGCUAGAUGAGGAAGUAGCGAAGUAUGAGGAAGAAAGAUAUCAUCCAGAUGAUCAUGUACAAGGCAACAAGAGACACCAAAAACAUUCACAUUCUGUGAUGGCCGCUUCACAAGUGGCCCCCUCAGCGUCCCCUCCGUAUGAGGUCCGCCGAGGAUCUUUUUCCCUCCUAUCUGAUAAAGUGCGGAGGAAGUUACGUUCGGCCUUCCCUGUCUUUGAAGGCCUAGAGAAUGGGCGGGUAUACGCACCCGUGGAAUAUAAUCAAAUAAAGGAAUUAGCAGAGUCAGUCAGAAAGUAUGGCGUCACCGCCAAUUUCACAUUGGCACAAUUGGACAGGCUGGCGAGAGACUCCAUGACACCUACUGAUUGGCAAACAAUAGCCAAGGCCACGCUUAACAGCAUGGGCCAGUUUAUGGAAUGGAAGGCCCUUUGGCAUGAAGCAGCUCAAGAACAUGCCAGGGCCAAUGCUAUAUCUUUGACACCAGAACAGCAAGAAUGGACUUUUGACAUGCUGACAGGGCAGGGAUGCUAUGCAACCAAUCAAACAAAUUUCCUCUGGGGAGCAUACCAACAAGUCUCGAGCACUGCCAUCAGGGCCUGGAAGGCACUCUCUAGGAAGGGUGAGGGAGGUAACCAAUUAACAAAGAUUAUACAAGGAGCUCAAGAGCCUUUUUCUGAUUUUGUGGCUAGGAUGACGGAGGCGGCAGGGCGCAUUUUUGGAGACUCUGAGACAGCCAUGCCUCUUGUCGAACAGCUUGUCUUUGAACAAGCCACUCGGGAAUGCCGUGCCGCCAUUGCCCCUAGAAAAAACAAAGGGAUGCAGGACUGGCUUAGGGUUUGUAGAGAGUUAGGGGGCCCUCUUACCAAUGCAGGGCUGGCAGCAGCCAUUUUACAGUCCCAGAGACGCCCCCCUAAGGGGCCCGAAAAAAGGGUCUGCUUUAACUGCGGAAAGCCCGGACACAUGAAAAGAGACUGUAGAAAUCAGAGGGCCCCCCCUGCUCUUUGCACCCGCUGCGGCAAGGGCUAUCAUAAGGCAGACCUAUGUCGCUCGGUUAGGGAUUUGAGAGGUAAUGUCCUCCCUCCUAAGGCAACCUUUAUCAAUGAGGAUCCAAAAAACGGGGCAGCGGGCCAAUGGUCCCAGGGCCCACAAAAAUAUGGGAACCGGUUCAUCAGGCCCCGGAGAAAGCCCCCUUGGGGAUGACACAAGACUGGACUUGCGCGCCUCCUCCGAUUUCUUAUUGAUGCCUCAAAUGGGAGUGCAGCCCAUACCUGCCUGUUUGCCCGUACCAUUUCCUCAAGGGACUGUAGGGCUCCUUCUGGGCCGAGGGUCACUCAC